CUUAACAUUGCAACACAUGCCAAUACGGCCGGGUUAACUUAUAAAGUGCAAUUUUAAAAUUCCCGCCACACUUCCGUUCGAAAAACUCAUUUGCAUAUGACGUAUGCGCGUGACGUCACAAGAGCUACGGAAGAGGUUGGACCCUAUCGGACCCGACAUAAAAACCUGUGUUUUCGACAAAAUUCCACAGUAUUCUGGACAUCUGUUGGUGAAUCUUUUGCAAUUUGUUCAAUUUACAAUGGAGACUACAAAAAAGAAAGCUGUAAGUGGAAAGCGGUGUGUUGCUGCGGGAUGUAGCAACACAAAGACAAACACAACUGGUGUUGCAUUGUUUUUAUUCCCAAAAGAUGGCGGCCAAGCUUUACUAUGGAACAAAGAAGUCAAGCGAACACGGUUGGAUUGGACCACACACACAAAGUACAGUGUAUUAUGCAGCGAACAUUUCGAACAAUCAUGUUUCGAAGAGGGUCCCUUGCAAAGGGCAGCGAUGGGCAUCGCCACCACCCGUCGACUCGUGCUGAAGAAAGGUGCGAAGCCAACUAUUUUCAACAGACCACGGCCAUGCUUAAGUGCAAGUUCGACAAGUUCAGAGCACCCCACACCCUCCACAAGUGGACAGACUGUGCACAUGAGGUCUGCAUUUGCCAAAAGGGAAAGGAAGAGGACAAUAGAUCAGAUCAUGGCCAGUACGACUACGGCAUCAGUGGCGGAUGCGGUGGAUGAACCAAUGGCAAUGGCACUAGAUUUGCCUGAUGAGGAGGGCGAUCAAGAUCAGGGAAAUACAAGAGAACAAGGAUGCCAGACGGACUGGGUACCGAUUGGGAGAGCACCAACAGCAAUGACCAGUAGCAAGAGCACCCAAACAGGGAAAAUACAUCAUAGAUCAAAGGGACACCAGGUGACCCCAGAGAUCCUCGAGAGGGUUAGAGCUCGGCUGGCCAGGGUUAGUGAAGUCCCAUUGUCAAGUGUAGCAGCUCCAUCUGACAGCCCCGAGAUGCAGACUAACAUAGCAACUCCAGGUGCUCCUGCAUUGUUUGAUGUAGGACCAGCAUCAAGUCCCACUGCGCCUUUUGUUAGUGGUUCUUCCGAUGACAGCUAUGUGCCAAGUGAGUCAUCAACAUCGGAUCCGUGUCAAUCUGACGGGUCGCCAGAUCGCCCACGUACUCACCAGAUGCGUGAAGAGGGCUGCCACAAGGAACCGAAGUACAUCAUCUUUGAGUCGUGCCUCCAGAGUCUCGUCAAGUGGUGUCACUGUCCAGUCUGUGGCAGCCAGGACAUAAGCCCUUCUUGGGAUUCAAACGGUACACAGCUGACCAUGACUCUUCAAUGUGCAUCAUGUGACCAGAGGAGUAGUUGGAGCAGCCAGCCAAACAUUGGCCCUUAUGCCGCGGGCAACAUCCUGCUAUCUGCUGGCAUCCUCUUCGCUGGCGCAUCUUCUGGCAAGGUGUUGCAAGUGCUGAACAGCAUCGGAGUGGUCACGUAUGUGAAGAGGACAUUUUUCAACCACCAGGAGCUCAUCCUGCAGCCAGCCAUCAAAAAGGUGUGGGAGGAACAGCAAUGGACGCACCUCACCAUGCUGCAGGUGGAAGGCCGACCCCUCGUCCUUGGUGGUGAUGGGCGAGCAGACAGUCCGGGACACAGUGCCAAGUUUGGUACCUACACCACAAUGGAGCUUGUGGCCAAUGUGGUUCUCGACCUUCAGGUUGUACAGAGCAACGAAUGUCUUGGCAGCUACCAUAUGGAGAUGGAAGGACUGAAGAGGAUGGUGGAGCUGUUGAUCAGCUGGGACCUGGAUGUCGGGGUGCUGGUGACAGACCGACACAGACAGAUCGCUAAAUGGAUUCGCGAAAACAUGCCCAAUACACGGCACUGCUAUGACAUCUGGCAUGUUGCAAAAUCCAUCGGAAAGAAACUGAAGGCCAUCUACAAGCAUAAGGACUGUGAAGACCUGAAGCCCUGGGUGCAAAGUAUAAUCAACCACCUCUACUGGGCAGCAGUGUCUACACCGCCUGGAGAGGGGGAACUUCUGGUUGCCAAGUGGAAGUCUGUGGAGCGACACAUUCAGAACAUCCACAAGGACCAUGGCGACCUCUUCCCAAUUUGUACUCAUGGACAACUGCAACGGCAAAAUAAAUGCCUCAAACAAAGUUCACGCUCAGCAGUGAAACUGGAGGAGGUGGUCAACAACAAGUCCCUGCUGAAAGAUAUCGCCAUGCUGUCAGGUGAACACCAGACUUCCAAGAUGGAGGCGUUCCAUAGCCUUAUCAUACAGGUGAGAAUUAGGCUGAUCGCCUGUAGGUGGCGUCGGUGGUUACCACCUGCCACUAGGACUUUGGUGGCCAGGGAGCAAAAUACUAGAGCAUACUAAAUGUAGCCUUGAUACAGUCAGUGUAAGCAAGAGAAUGUUAGAGGUCCAACAUGGUGGCUAGGCAGUUAGAGGUCCAACAUAGUGGCUAGGCAUCUUGGUGAGAAAGAUUGCAAACAAUUCUGGCGUGGUGUUAAAAUUAAAAACAAAACAGCUUCAUUAUUGCAGGAGAUCAAGCUUUAAUAGCUGACUAUAAACAGUUUAAUACACAAACAUUUGUAUUCAACACACAUAUGCGGUCCUCUCCAAGGUUUCUCAUAGUCAUUCACCGACGUCCCACUGGGGUGAGUUUUUCCUUGCCCAUAUGUGGGCUCUGUACCGAGGAUGUCGUUGUGGCUUGU
This is a messenger RNA of Entelurus aequoreus (snake pipefish), 2706 nucleotides long. RefSeq lists its product as uncharacterized. The transcript has 7 exons. The record is from RefSeq and is a predicted model, not a curated record. NCBI's taxonomy places the organism in Eukaryota, Metazoa, Chordata, Actinopteri, Syngnathiformes, Syngnathidae. The coding region runs from base 104 to 2368 and encodes 754 amino acids.